This is a messenger RNA of Lethenteron reissneri (Far Eastern brook lamprey), 3240 nucleotides long. Its product is annotated as mitogen-activated protein kinase 8-like. Lineage: Eukaryota; Metazoa; Chordata; Hyperoartia; Petromyzontiformes; Petromyzontidae. The record is from RefSeq and is a predicted model, not a curated record. Gene Ontology annotation, molecular function: ATP binding; MAP kinase activity. Gene Ontology annotation, biological process: protein phosphorylation.
UGCCGAGCACGGGAGUGGAUGGGGAGGAGGAGCAGUGGACCCUACCAUCGUGUGGACGAGGACGAGGAGGAGAAGGCGGCUCCAUCCACCCAGCCGGCUUGAGAGCACCGCUCGCUUGACGAAAUAUUCACCAACCAAAGAUUCACCGUGGAUCCACAAAGGUUCACGCUUUCUUCUCGCGUCCUCUCGUCAACAAUCGGCAAAGACGCGGCUGCAGCUCCAGUAGCUUUUGGGAGGAUCUCUGCCCGCAUUCCGCGUGACCCAAUUCUGGAGAAACUGGAGUACCUGGAGACAACGCGUGCACAUGAGGGGAUAGCACUCACAAAAACACGCAGGAUUUCAUGAGUCUCUGCCUCCUCAACUACCGCAACGGAAGAGAUCUGGACGUGAAAAUUGCCUUCUGCCAGGCAUUCCGCACUGGGCUGGAUGUGGCGUUCCUUGGCCGUCACUUCUUCACCAUGAGCGGGCGGCCCGUGCAGGAACCGCAGAACUUCUACAGCGUGGAGGUGGGCGACUCCACCUUCGCCGUGUGCAAGCGCUACCAGAACCUGCGCCCCGUCGGCUCGGGGGCCCAGGGCAUCGUGUGCGCUGCCUAUGACACCAUCAUCGACCGCAAUGUGGCCAUCAAGAAGCUGAGCCGGCCCUUCCAGAACCAGACGCACGCCAAGCGCGCCUUCCGAGAGCUGGUGCUCAUGAAAUGCGUGAACCACAAAAAUAUCAUUAAGCUGCUGAACGUGUUCUCGCCUCAGAAAUCCCAGGAGGACUUUCAAGAUGUGUACCUCGUGAUGGACUUGAUGGACGCGAACCUGUGCCAGGUGAUCCGCAUGGAGCUGGAUCACGAGCGGAUCUCGUACCUGCUCUACCAGAUGCUGUGCGGUAUCAAGCACCUGCACUCUGCCGGGAUCAUACACAGGGACCUCAAGCCCAGCAACAUCGUGGUGAAGUCCGACUGCUCGCUCAAGAUCCUGGACUUUGGGCUGGCACGCACAGCCGCCACCAGCUUCAUGAUGACCCCGUACGUGGUGACGCGGUACUACCGCGCGCCAGAGGUCAUCCUGGGCAUGGGCUACACCGAGAACGUGGACAUCUGGUCAGUGGGGUGCAUCAUGGGAGAGAUGGUGCGCCACAAGAUCCUCUUCCCCGGACGUGACUAUAUCGACCAGUGGAACAAGGUGAUCGAGCAGCUGGGCACGCCCGUGUCCGAGUUCAUGAAGCGCCUGCAGCCCACGGUGCGCAACUACGUGGAGACGAGGCCGCGCUACCCGGGGUACAGCUUCGAGAAGCUCUUCCCUGACGCACUCUUCCCCGCCGACUCGGAGCACAGCAAGCUCAAAGCGAGCCAGGCGCGCGACCUGCUGUCCCGCAUGCUCGUCAUCGACCCCCUCAAGCGGAUCACGGUGGACGAGGCCCUGCAGCACCCCUACAUCCACGUGUGGUACGACCCCGCCGAGGUGAACGGGCCGUCGCCACAGAUCAGCGACCGCCGCCUGGACGAGCGCGAGCACACCGUGGACGAGUGGAAAGAGCUCAUCUACAAGGAGGUGCUGGACUGGGAGGACCGCGGCAAGAAUGGCGUCGUCAAGAGGCAGCCGCUGGCCUCAGGUGCAGCAGUGACGCCGACCGCCCCGCAGGCCCAGCCCACCGUGGCUCUCUCGGCCCCGGCGGGGCCUCACCUCCUGCCCGAGCCCGACCCCAAGGCCGACAGCAGCUUCAAGAUGCUGGCGGGGCCGCUGGCCUGCUGCAGGUGACGCCGCCGCCGCCGUCGUCGCCGCCGACGCCGCGGCCGGUCGGUGGCGGCGGCGGCGCGCGGCGGCUGGUGACGGUCAGAGCGGCACGGAAACCUUCGCCUGGCGGUGACGGCGUCUCGGUGGGCCCCGGCGGCAGUGGCCGAACGUGGGCGUCCCGAGUGUCCGCACGCACGCCUGGUCCUAUCUCCAUUCUCCUUCUGUCUGUCCGUGCGUACGUCCGUUCUGUCUCGGUGGCUGUUGUGUCCUGUGUUUGUCUCUUGGUUGGUCCGUGUAACUGUUUGUUGAUUUGUUUCUGUGUCAGUCUGUUGUUUCUUCUGUUGCUGUGUUGUUCGGUCUGUGUGUAUGUACGUUCCUCUGUCUGUCAAUCAGUCAGUCAGUGUAAUGCGUGUGAGAACGUACCCACAGAGAGAUACCCGGUGGCCUGCUAGGGGCUCGACAUUUUACAACUUCGGAAACAAAUAGUUGUUCAAAUUUGUCACUCAAGUUGUUUUGAUUUCCUAAAUUGUUAAUGCAUUGGAACUUUUGUUGUUGUUGUUAACGAUGACAUUUCAAGGAAGAAAAAAAAAAUUGUGUCACUUCUACAAACCAUUUACAUUUUCAUAUAUAUUUUAAAAAAUACAUCUUAAAGUGGACAUUAAACUGGAUGCCAUGUUACAUGAACAAGGGGACAAUAUCGCCUAUGCGCACCGAGGUGCACGUCCACCACAGGGCCGUUGGGGACGUGUGCCACCCCUCCCGCCCCCCCGGUGUCGUUUCUUCAAGCCUCUGGUAGUGCACGAGUAGCAGAAUCGGAAUCUGUAUUUAUCUGGAGACCUCCGUUCCGAUGAGCUGUGAAGCUUCUUUUUUUCCCAGAUCUCCAGUCGGGGCUGGGCCAGAAACUUCAACAACAAAAAAACACAAAAAACGAUCAAGUAUAGGAAAGGAUGACAAAUCACAAAAAAUAAAGACGUUAAAGAGAUCAAGUGUAUCAGUUCAAAUUGUGUCCCAGACCACACCAAGGCAAAGAUCCCCCGUUAAUCCUUAAGAGACUGUUGGGGCAAGUGCUGUUAGCGAGCACCUAUGAAGGCCGACACGACACACGAGGGGGUGGGUGGCCAGCACCACGCCUGGCCACCUUUGUCUCCCUAGUAGCGAUAUUUACACAUCACACACGAGCUACUGAUUUAAGGCUGAGUCGACCUAAGGGAGACCCAGGACUGGCUUAAAUAACCCUCAUUGGUGUCGGCAGUGAGCGGGAAUCGAAACUCGGGGCGCUGGGGUUCGUAGCGCAGCACGCUAACGCCUACACGACUGCUCUCCCACACAGACACCAUUACAACACACAGUCCCAUACCACACACCAAUACAACACACAGUCCCAUACCACACACCAAUACAACACACAGUCCCAUACCACACACCAACACAACACACAGUCCCAUACCACACACCAAUACAACACACAGUCCCAUACCACACACCAACACAACACACAGUCCCAUACCACACACCA